AUGAAUUAUAAGAAAGAAGCUUUAGAGCUACUUGGAUAUGAAUAGGUCGACUGUUUAAUACCAAAAAACUUACUAAAUGACUUUCCAGAUUACUUUACUGAUGAAUAAUAACCUCCUUUAGCCACAAACUUAUCUGAAAUAACUGAAAAUGGACUAAUUUUUAUGUCUGCUCUUAGUCAAACUACUACUCCAUAACUUUCUGCUUAAUUAUUCAGGUCUGCUUAAUCAAAGAAUUCUAAAGGAAAAAUUAGAACUUUUUUCCCUUAAAAAUGGCCUGUAGCUAAAACUAACAUGAGUCCUUUUUCUUUUUCAAGAUAUUCUCAUUUUCAAUCUUUAAUUAUACGAAAUUGGUACUAUUUAGACAAUAUCAAUAACAUUUAAGGACCCUUUUCCUGUGUAGAAAUGGAUAAUUGGUAUAGAAAGAACCUUCUCAAUGCUGAUUUAUUAAUAAGUUAUAAAUCUAGAGACUUAACUUCGUUUGUUAGAGUACAGGAUAUUCUACAAGAAUCCUAAAACCCGAAAUGCAGCAAAAUUCUAAAAUAAAUGUAUAAAAGAGCAUCAAGUGCAAUAAGAAUUUAAUAAAGAAUUUAAAGUGAUUCUCCAAUUAGUAAAGCAUCAACUGAACUCUCUUUAAGCAACAAUAAUAGUUGUUAAAAAUAGAGAUAACCAAUUUGGGGUGUUGAUACAGAAUAUUUGUUAAGUUUUUGAUCAAGUAAAUAAAUAUAUAAAUCAUAUUAAUUUGUUAUAAAAAUGUAAUCGAAAA
Messenger RNA from Paramecium tetraurelia, 763 nucleotides. RefSeq lists its product as uncharacterized. The transcript has 5 exons. Gene Ontology annotation, molecular function: protein binding. NCBI's taxonomy places the organism in Eukaryota, Ciliophora, Oligohymenophorea, Peniculida, Parameciidae. The record is from RefSeq and is a predicted model, not a curated record.